Molecule: messenger RNA, 578 nt
Organism: Chondrus crispus (carragheen)
Lineage: Eukaryota; Rhodophyta; Florideophyceae; Gigartinales; Gigartinaceae
Exons: 2
Coding region: 1-351 (116 amino acids)
Source: RefSeq, a predicted model, not a curated record
AUGAACCGGUUAGGGCAGGCAACAUACAACGAAGACCGAGAUACAGCUCAAAUCCGAACCCAUAAGGAGAUUGAAGCUGUUAGGUCAAUUCUUGAGGAAGCAAAACCGAGAAACUUGACCCUGUCUGGGACGAGGACGUUGGUCUCUGAUAGUUUCAUCCCGAAAACCUAUCACGCCUAUAUCAGAGAAGCUGAGGUAGAGCUGUUGAGCGGUGCCACCGUCCGUAUCAUUUCUUCAUCACGUUUCGAUGUUGAAAUGAAGUCUACGGCUUCAUCUCCAAACGACCCAAGACAAAGUGAUGUGGAAAUCGGUGCUGACACCUACGAAAUUGUGCAAAACGUUAUUAUCUAAAAGCCGUUUCAACAGGUGUGGAUAGCUCAACACUGUACCCAGCGAAUGUAGCGACCUGCUGACGGUGAGAGAACGGAAAGAUGUCGUGUAAAGAACUGUUUGUAGAUCGAAUCCUGAAUAUGCAACAAGUUGAUGUGAACUACAUAUGUUUUCGCCAUACGUAUUUGUUGUUCUCUUGUAUUCACAGAUCGUUAUAUAUAGAGUUCAUAAACGCUUCUGUUGUCUUC